Messenger RNA from Eurytemora carolleeae, 3494 nucleotides. RefSeq names its product zinc finger protein 37. Gene Ontology annotation, molecular function: RNA polymerase II cis-regulatory region sequence-specific DNA binding; DNA-binding transcription factor activity. The record is from RefSeq and is a predicted model, not a curated record. Lineage: Eukaryota; Metazoa; Arthropoda; Copepoda; Calanoida; Temoridae. Bases 200 to 2455 code for a protein of 751 amino acids. Gene Ontology annotation, biological process: regulation of transcription by RNA polymerase II. The transcript has a single exon.
CGGCCGGUGUAACUCCUUAUUCCUUACUCAUACUCCACUCCACACCCAGCCAUGUGAACAGUUAUCCUCUAUCCCUAGUUCAGAACACCACCCGGAGAAACUUUUACAACAUUUUGAACCUUCAUUCUUUUCUCCGGGUCAAACUUUAGUACCGGCGUGUUAUAAAAUGCUAUUGGAUCCUGGCUGACUUGAAACCAAGAUGGAGAUUAAGGUUGAGCAGUCGAGUUCUGUGAGAAUGCUUGUGACUAAACAACAUGAACUCAUCCUACCCAUCUCCAGGGGAUUAUCAAACCUACAGAGGCAGGGAGUCAUUUUCAGUGAGGUUUCAACACCCUCAGGAGUUAAACUUGUCCAGCUCAUGCUGAACCAGGAGAAGGGAGUGUUCAGGGAGGGUAUCAAAGCUGAACACAUAAUGAAACCUGAUCCUGAACUUGCUCCUGACGUUUGCACAAUUUGUGGGGAGACUUUUUCAAAAAAGGUUGCAUUUAAUGCUCAUAUAAAGGUUCAUUUAAAAGAGAAGUUGAAACGACGAGCUAAACUUCAGGAGCAAACCUCUCUUAGCUCCGAGUCCAGAACUCAACCAAACCUUGGUUGGUCAGCUUUAAACUCUAAAAGAAAACUGGAGAAAACUGAAGAUUACCAGACAACCUUAAGACGGAUCAAGAUUGAGCCCGGGCUUUCUAUUAAACUGGAACCCAUGUCUGAACCCGAAGUAAGUUCUACCCAACUGAACCCUGCCGGACACCGAAAUCCAACUCCUGAUAUGUCGGAUUUAGAGGAUAAUUUUGUCUCUAGUGAAUUCUCGAAGGAAAUGGAAAUAAACCGAGUAGAUUUAAAUAACGAGCUCUCAUCUAUCCUGGAUCAAAUAGAGAAGGAUUUUGAGGCUCCAAACCUAGAUAUGUCUGAUGCACACCUAGAGACACCGCCAGAUUCAGAUUCAGAAGCUUCAGAAUAUCUUUCUUCCAUUCUCACAGAUCAGAGCAGUUCUUCUCCCUUUACGGAGUCCUACGAGGGCUCCGAGGCCGGAACUCCCAGCUCCAGAACCUUCUCCAACUCCCUGGAGGACACAAACGAGAUCUCGUUCGAGAAACUUCUAGACGUUGACAGUUUAAACCUAGAGCAGGGCGGAACCCAGGCUCAGGAUCAUGAUUAUCUUGUCACCAGUCCUAAUCUAGGUUCACUUUCUGUUGAGUCUCUUCUCUCCUCUCCCUCCCAACCUUCUGACAGACAGAUAAAGGGAUCUAACCUUUCUGUUCGUCCCUUGGGACUCAUUAACAAUAUCCCUGCUAGAAUCUUAAUACAUCGCUCUCAGACUGACUCUAAGAUCAUCAACAUUUUUGGAAUGAAUAGUGUUUCUCAACCUUCUCCGUCCUACUCACAGGACUCAGAGGACACAACGGAGGACGGAGAAGGAGAGAAGGAAAAGAUUAGAGGACGACAGAGUGCAGAGUGUGGGGUAUGUGGGAAGACGAUUACCACCAAAAACAUGGCCCGACAUAUGGAGAAACAUACGGGAAAGAAAAAGUUUCAAUGUGAUGUUUGCCAGGCAGCAUUUUUUCAGAAAACUCAUUUGAAGAAUCACGUCCUUCUCCACGAGUCCAGCGAGUACUAUGAGUGUACAGAGUGCGGACAAAAGUUUCUCCGAAGAACUGAUUUUCAGAAACAUUUAAAGCUGAUUCAUUCAAUAGAAACUCCGCUAUCUUGCUCUGUAUGUGGAGCACAGUUUAAUGAGAUACAGAAAUUAGAAAUACACAAACAAUCCCACACUGGAGAAAGAAAGGAACUAUGCGGACUUUGUGGCGAAAAAUUGGCAAACAGAUCUGCAAUGAUUUCUCACAUGCAGCAGCACACUUCACCAGUUGUGGACAAACCAUUUUCUUGCAGCGUCUGCCACAAAACUUUCUCACAGAAGAGUCACCUAAACCGACACAUAAAGAGCCAUGGUGGAGAACAAGAUCUGGUUUGUUUGGUGUGCAGCAAGCAGUGUAAGAACAAGGUUGAGUUGGUGAGACAUAGAUCCAGUCAUAUGGCCUGCAGUAUCUGUAAGACCUUGUUUGACACCAAGGUUCAACUCCAACAACAUGUACUCCGGGCUCACCCAGCCCAACCCACCAUCAACUAUAUGUCACCAGGUUCUACCAUGGACCUGGAUAUGUUCGACGGCGACUCUGAAUGUUCAUCGCCCCUGUCCCGGUCCCCUGUUGAUAUAUUGAGCACACACAUAGACUCUAGUCCCUGUCCGUCCUCUGUAGACUCCUCCCAUCUUGAUAUUUUGGAAUCUGGGUUCCCGCAUUUUUUGACAGAUUUCAGCUCCGACGAACCCUGUUUGGAGAAUCAGGGUCGGAGUAAAAACAAUUUAUCUCUUGAUGAUAUAUCAGAUUCAAGCUUUUUCGACAUUAAUCAACAUUUGGACGAGGAUCUGCUCUCAACAGAUAUAUUUUCAGUCGGCAAGUAGAUUUGUUCCACUCUUUAGACCCUAAAGUGUAGUUAGUUAAUUGUAUGGAAGCCAAAGCACAGUUUACACUUUUUGUAGACCUUCCCGCAGCUUUUUUAUGUUCUAUGGAGCUAGAAGAAGGUUGUAGAUGUUUUAUGGAGCUAUCAGUUGUUUUAAUGGAGCCUGAAGAAGCUUUUAGAUUGUCUAUUGAGCUUUCGCCCCUUUUCUGGAGCCUAAAGAAGCUGUUCUAUGGAGCUUUCAGUCGUUUAAUGGAGCCUGACGAAGCUUUUAACUGUACUAUGGAGCUUUUAGAAAGAGCUUAAACAGAUGCUUUGAAAAGAAUUAAACACGAAGCAUAAACUGAACCAGACUACACUGCAGGAGAUAUUGUUGCAAACUCCAAUUUGUGCAAAAACUGUGAGAAUUUAAAUUUGCAAUUUCGAAACUUUAAUUGCUUUGCACUUAGACGCCCUGGCCAGUGUUAACUAUUUGUUUUGCAUUACUUUACUCAAUUAUUCAUUUUGUUAAAAUGCAAUCUUAUGCAUUUUGAUCUUUUUUACUUAGUGUGUUUUAAUAUGACCUUCUUAUAGCUAAUAUAGAAAAUAGUUUUUUAAAUUAUCACAUUUAAAUAUUUAAUUUUUCUUUUUUACUCCUAAAGGAAAUUGAAAUUAUAUUUUACUGGAUUUUAUUCAUUGACACUAUAUACAGUUAGACCUACUAGUAACAUAUUUAAUAUAUACUUUAGUUUAUAAUAUUUUUAGCUUUUUCAAAUGUUUCAUGAAAACCCUAAACAAGAUUUGAAAAUUAACAUUUCGUUGUUUUUAUUAUUUCUACGUUAAAAUCCAUUAUUUUUCAGAAAGAAACAUUUUUUCAUUUUUAUACAAGAGAAAUAAAGUUUUGUGCAUUUAAAACGAAAUCAAAUGUAAUAUUGGCAAAAAUUAAAGAAUUCCUAAUAGGGACGCAUGCCCCAUCACCCCCCCCCCCUCUCGCUCCAUGAACAUUUAUAUUUUUGUAAAUAGUCCUGAUGAUUCAUCUAAUAAUAUAAAUCUAAUCUUUGAAA